AUUAAUAUAUAUAUAUGUAUAUUUAUUAGGAACAAUUUAAAUGUGGAUACUGUGGUUGGUGCUUAAAACAGCAUCAAAUUGUUGAGCAUUCUUGUUUUACGAAUACAGAAGCGGAUUUAAUAUUUAUCGAUAAUGAAAAAAAUAUUUUUAUAGCAGAAAAAGAGAUUGUAGAAAAUACUGUAAUAAAGAACAACUGGAUGAAGACUUGAUAUCAGCAGUAAAAAGCAGGCCUACUCUAUAUGAUUUUCGUCUACCUUUAAAAGAAAGAGGAAGAAAACAAAAGGCUGACUUGUGGAGAGAAAUCAGUGUAUAUUUGAAAGGAUCAUAUACACCCACGGACGCGGAAAAACGUUGGAAUUACUUAAAAGAUUGUUAUAGGAAAGCGAGAAAUUUGCUCAAAAAACAACAAAAUAUUGCACAAAGAAGUGGUGCAGCUGGUACAUCGAAAAGUGAAACCAUCAAGUUAUCUUUUCGUUAUUAUAAUAUUAUGAUGUUUUUAAAUGAUACACUAGAAUAUCGACAAACCGUGACUUCCUUGCGAAAAGCAAUAUAUGAUAGCAAAGCAUCUACAUCAAGUGCAUUAAAUGACACUGAUGAAUCGGAUGAAGUACUUUUUAUCAACAAUGAAUUGGACUGCAGUUCAAGAUCAGAUUUUUCCUUUAAUACUCAAUCAGUCAAUUCAAAGAAAAGAAAGAACAAACAAGAUGUGGAUGAAAGUGAGAAAGUUCUUAUAGAAGCGCUAAAAGAAAAUGUUGAAUGUAAUCCUAUUGAUGGAUUUUUAUUACGUCUAGGAGAAGGUCUACACAGACUUUCAUAUAACAAAAGAUCACGGUUAGAAAUAGAUUUCUUACAAAAACUGUAUGAAAUGGAAGAGGAAGGAAGGACAUAGAAGAAUGAGUUAUAUCUCCAUAUAAUAUAUUCUGUAGUUCGAAGAUAGUGACAACUGUCGUUAUCUGCUAUUCCAAAUUACAGAAUGAAUAUUCUACAUUUAGCUUUUUUAUCUGUUAAGUUACUUGUGAUUCUUUGUGAUACUGGAAAGUUAGUUGUAAUAUGGAAUUUACAAGAGUGUGUUGAUAUAUAAGAUUUAUAAAUGCAAAUUAUAAAAAAAAAUACAA
This is a messenger RNA of Harpegnathos saltator (Jerdon's jumping ant), 1115 nucleotides long. RefSeq lists its product as uncharacterized. The coding region runs from base 488 to 889 and encodes 133 amino acids. The transcript is spliced from 5 exons. Lineage: Eukaryota; Metazoa; Arthropoda; Insecta; Hymenoptera; Formicidae. The record is from RefSeq and is a predicted model, not a curated record.